This is a messenger RNA of Rotaria socialis, 891 nucleotides long. Lineage: Eukaryota; Metazoa; Rotifera; Eurotatoria; Philodinida; Philodinidae. The record is from the annotation of a GenBank genome assembly.
AUGACGAACAGCAAAAUUUACAUAACUCUACCACGAUUAUUUGCCGAUGGAGCAUUUGUUGAGUUACCAGUUGAUAAUUCAACUAUUGCUUUCGAAGAUUCUAAUCCCACUGCUUCACUAUCAACUCCAAUUGCUUAUUGUCUGCCCGGCAUCGGAGAUUUUCGUCAUAGCUAUCGAUUCCUAGCACCAAUUCUUCAACACGCAGGAUUUCGAGUCAUCGCUCAAGAUCUUCGUGGUUUUGGUGAUAGUAGCACAACUUUUAAUAAUUACACGAUUGAAUCAAUUGCACUUGACGUUAUCACUGUUCUUGAUUCGCUGCAUAUUACACAGCCUGUAGUCUUAUUCGCCAAUUCGCUGGCAGCUGCAUGUGGCGUCACGCUUGCUGCAGAGCAUCCACAUCGCAUAGCUGCAAUUAUAUCUCUUGGUGGAUUUUUUCGGGAUAUGCCAAAGGACAAAUAUUUUCGACCACUCACCUAUCUUCUAUUCAAUCGGUUAUGGGGUCAACCAGUAUGGAUAGCUGCCUACAAGGGCUUUUUUGCUCAACCACCAUCGGAUCUACCAACUUAUACUGCCGCUAUUAAACACAAAAUGUUAUCUAACUGUGCACACGCAGGUAUUAUUGGCCAAAUGAUUAGAGCAACGAAAGAACAUGCUUGGGCUAAAAUCAAUGCUGUUAAAACUCCUGUACUUUUAAUAAUGGGAAGUAGAGAUCCCGAUUUCGAAAGUCCGGUACAAGAAACAGAUUUUGUUGCAUCACAAAUGAGUUGCAGUCAAUUAGUGGUAAAAUCAAUGGUGGACGGAGCAGGACACUAUCCUCAUGUGGAAUUCACAGAAGAAGUGGCACGAGUGACUAUGGACUUUUUGCGUAAAGCUAGUAUUUUGCCAAAUUAA